Molecule: messenger RNA, 1344 nt
Organism: Physeter macrocephalus (sperm whale)
Lineage: Eukaryota; Metazoa; Chordata; Mammalia; Artiodactyla; Physeteridae
Gene: KCNIP3
Product: potassium voltage-gated channel interacting protein 3
Exons: 9
Coding region: 1-771 (256 amino acids)
Biological process (GO): negative regulation of transcription by RNA polymerase II; regulation of potassium ion transmembrane transport
Cellular component (GO): nucleus; voltage-gated potassium channel complex
Molecular function (GO): DNA-binding transcription repressor activity, RNA polymerase II-specific; RNA polymerase II cis-regulatory region sequence-specific DNA binding; calcium ion binding
Source: RefSeq, a predicted model, not a curated record
AUGAGCAGGGCUCAGGAGGUGAUGAAGGUGUCAGACGGCAGUCUCCUGGGGGACCCCGGGCGCACACCGCUGAGCAAGAAAGAGGGCGUCAAGUGGCAGCGGCCGAGGCUCACCCGCCAGGCCCUGAUGCGGUGCUGCCUGGUGAAGUGGAUCCUGUCCAGCACAGCCCCGCAGGGCUCAGACAGCAGCGACAGUGAGCUGGAGCUGUCCACGGUGCGCCACCAGCCGGAGGGGCUGGACCAGCUGCAGGCACAGACCAAGUUCACCAAGAAGGAGCUGCAGUCCCUCUACAGGGGCUUCAAGAAUGAGUGCCCCACGGGCCUGGUGGAUGAAGACACGUUCAAACUCAUUUACUCUCAGUUCUUCCCUCAAGGAGAUUCCACCACCUAUGCGCACUUCCUCUUCAACGCCUUCGAUGCAGACCGGAACGGGGCCAUCCGCUUUGAGGACUUUGUGGUCGGUCUCUCCAUCCUCCUGCGAGGAACAGUCCAUGAGAAACUCAAGUGGGCCUUUAACCUUUACGACAUUAACAAGGACGGCUACAUCACCAAAGAGGAGAUGCUGGCCAUCGUGAAGUCCAUCUAUGACAUGAUGGGCCGCCACACCUACCCCAUCCUGCGGGAGGACGCGCCCCUGGAGCACGUGGAGCGGUUCUUCCAGAAGAUGGACCGGAAUCAGGACGGGGUGGUGACCAUUGAUGAGUUCCUGGAGACCUGUCAGAAGGACGAGAACAUCAUGAGCUCCAUGCAGCUGUUCGAGAACGUCAUCUAGGACGCUUGUGGGGGAGGGGUGUCCCUGAGUGGCUGUUACCGCCUCUGCCCCAAAGAUGCCAGGAGCGGCCUCCAGGAGAAACUUGUUUCUAAUAUAUUUGCACAAAGUGAAUAGUUUGCUGCAGACACACACACUCACACACACGCACACGCACACGCACAUCCUUCCUCUGGGCUCGCGGGUGCGGGGGGACAAAGGUUAGGGAGGGGCUGAGUCUGGCUGGGACCUGGGUCCGGGUGACGAGAGCCGCACAGCUCCCACCAGCCCUCUCGCAGGCCUCCGGGCGGGCAGCUGAGAGAGCGGUGUCUUCAGGCCACUGGCCGCUGGGUGUUGCCUCCCCUGACGAGGAGGGUCCAGUCUCCAGAGCAAAGGCCGCUCCCGUGGGAGCCCACUCGCCCCUCCUUUCUGCCACCUUUCUUUCCCACCACACAGGGGCCAGGCUCCAGAGGCUGCUCUGGCCUUCUCCUUCCCCAGGCCACUCCCUGCCCACUGACGACACUUCCAGGAUGGCCCUGACCCCAGGACCCCGGAGGGGCAGCUGGGGGUCAAGGGAGUUCAGACUAGGAAACAGGU